UGCCUACCAGAUAAGCCGUCAGUCGCAGCUGAUAUAUACCCCCAAAUACCGAUCGCAGAAACAGCGGGAGUAGCGAAAUCGAAACCCUACACUUUCAGAAUCUGCUUGUCCGAAAUUACAUCCGAUUUGGAUUCUGAGAAAGAUAUACACUGAAGCUACGGUAUCUGGGGGGUUUUUGGUAGGAGAGAUGCAGCGGCCGAAUCGGUUCUUGGAUCGAUCGAAUUCUGUGCUGAUGAGAGAGAAGCGAGGGUUGGAUACGACUGAUGCUGAGGAGCCGCCCGAGCCGAAGAAGCAGAAGGUUCCGGCGCUUGCGAGCGUAAUAGUGGAAGCUCUCAAGGUGGACAGUCUACAGAAACUUUGCUCAUCACUGGAGCCUAUUCUCCGUAGAGUUGUAAGUGAAGAAGUAGAGCGCGCUUUAGCAAAAUUAGGCCCUGGCCCUGCUAGACUUGGUGGGAGGUCUUCCCCAAAACGAAUAGAAGGGCCCGACGGAAGAAACUUGCAUCUGCGUUUCAGGUCAGGGUUAUCUCUUCCUCUCUUCACUGGAGGGAAAGUAGAAGGGGAGCAGGGUUCUGCGAUUCACGUGGUGUUGCUUGAUGCGAACACUGGCCGUGUCGUAACGUCUGGGCCAGAGUCAUCUGUGAAACUAGACAUUGUCGUGCUUGAAGGCGACUUCAACAAUGAAGAUGAUGAUGACUGGACUCAGGAAGAGUUUGAAAGUCAUGUAGUGAAAGAGCGUGAAGGAAAAAGACCGCUGUUGACCGGGGACUUGCAGGUUUCCUUGAAGGAGGGCGUAGGAACACUUGGAGAACUCACAUUCACUGACAAUUCGAGCUGGAUACGAAGCAGAAAAUUCCGACUCGGCCUGAAAGUUACCUCCGGCUUCUGUGAGAGUGUUCGAGUUCGUGAGGCAAAAACAGAAGCUUUCACUGUUAAGGAUCACAGAGGCGAAUUAUACAAGAAACAUUACCCGCCUGCUUUGAAUGAUGAGGUGUGGAGAUUGGAAAAGAUUGGCAAAGAUGGGUCUUUCCACAAGCGGUUGCAUAAGGCUGGGAUUGUCACUGUGGAAGACUUUCUUCGGAUUGUAGUCAGGGAUCCUCAAAGAUUGCGGAAUAUCCUUGGAAGUGGCAUGUCGAAUAAGAUGUGGGAGGUCCUUCUAGAGCAUGCGAAAACUUGUGCUCUUAGUGGGAAGCUUUAUGUUUACUAUCCCGACAACACGAGGAACACUGGUGUUGUUUUCAACAAUAUCUAUGAGUUGAGUGGCCUUAUUGCAGGCUUACAAUAUUAUCCUGCUGAGACUCUUUCUGACAGUCAGAAGGUCUAUGUGGAUACAUUGGUAAAAAAGGCGUAUGAUAACUGGAUGCAUGUUGUAGAAUAUGAUGGCGGGGCACUUUUGAACUCAAAACAGGAUAAGAGGGUGAGCACUUCCCGAGUUGAAGUCCCAGUGGAACCCCCAGAUUAUACUCCCUCCUUUAAUCAACAAGUCUCUAUACCACAUCUGCCAUCUUCGGUUCCUCCAGAGCAUGCUUCCAUGGAUUCAGGAAUAAAUGUUGGGGGAGCCACAGGGUAUGUUGAGAACACGUCAUUUGGGCGGCAGAACCAGAUGAUGAGCUCCUCCCAUCAAAAUCAAGUCACAAGAAACGAUAACAUGGUUGGGCUUGCACUGGGCCCACCACAAUCAUCUGGCAUGGGGUUCCAGUCUAUAGGCCCAUCGGUCAACUCAUCAAAUCUCAAUUCGUACGAUGACUGGCCCCGCCAGCGUGACCACAGGGUGGUCGACGAUUUCUUCUCGGAGGAUGAGAUCCGCAUGAGGACCCACGAAAUGAUUGAGAAUGAAGAUAUGCAGCACCUGCUACGCGUCUUCAGCAUGGGUGGGAGCAACGUUAACAUGUCCGAAGAUGGUUAUGUGUAUUCUUCGUACAUGCCAACACCACCGACAAACUACGGCUUUGAUGAGGACCGUGGCCGAUCGGGGAAAGCUGUGGUAGGAUGGCUCAAGCUCAAGGCUGCUCUGAGGUGGGGAAUCUUUAUCAGGAAGAAAGCAGCUGAGAAGCGAGCUCAGCUUGUCGAGUUGGACGAUUAGCAGAGUGGGCUGGCAGAUGCUGUGGUAUUGGGCACGUCUUCCUUGGCCUGGUGUGAUGGCUCAGCAUAUCUGCGGCAGGCCCUCAGUUUAAUCAAAAGCAAAGGCUGUAGGAUUCAACUCAAACUAUCAGAUCCUGGCUUCGGGGAUAUGCUUUUGCUCGGCUUCUACUAGUGUUGGGAUUCUGAUCGAGCUGGGUUUAUUCAGCUAUACAGCCAUUGGAUGCUGCUGGAGACCCACUUGUACAAUGCUCGCCUGUACAGUAAUGUUCUUCCUUUAUCAACCCUUCUUGUUUUCUUAUUAUGAUUGUGUUUCUAUUUGCAUCCAUUCUGGUUUUUAUGAAAGAUUCUCGAGUUGGGUUCCAUAUUAGUGAUAUACUCAACUCUGGUAUUGGUUUGUAUCUGAAUGAAUGACCCCGAGAUGAAAGGCAUGAUGACGCUGGGUCUGUUUUUAUAAGAGUGGUGAAUUGUUGUUAAAGAGGGGUUUAUUCUACCAUUUGUACCGAUUGUUUGUGAUAAGAUAUUCCCCUCA
This is a messenger RNA of Magnolia sinica, 2608 nucleotides long. RefSeq names its product calmodulin-binding protein 60 D-like. The record is from RefSeq and is a predicted model, not a curated record. NCBI's taxonomy places the organism in Eukaryota, Viridiplantae, Streptophyta, Magnoliopsida, Magnoliales, Magnoliaceae. Gene Ontology annotation, molecular function: calmodulin binding; sequence-specific DNA binding; DNA-binding transcription factor activity. Gene Ontology annotation, biological process: regulation of salicylic acid biosynthetic process. The coding region runs from base 188 to 2080 and encodes 630 amino acids. The transcript has 9 exons. Gene Ontology annotation, cellular component: nucleus.